Emericellopsis atlantica is the source of this 2378-nucleotide messenger RNA. RefSeq lists its product as uncharacterized. Bases 109 to 2172 code for a protein of 687 amino acids. The transcript has 7 exons. Gene Ontology annotation, molecular function: zinc ion binding; DNA-binding transcription factor activity, RNA polymerase II-specific. Gene Ontology annotation, biological process: regulation of DNA-templated transcription. The record is from RefSeq and is a predicted model, not a curated record. NCBI's taxonomy places the organism in Eukaryota, Fungi, Ascomycota, Sordariomycetes, Hypocreales, Bionectriaceae.
AUUGCUUGGCACCUCCGAUCUUCGGCACUGCGAUCCCGAUUCCCGACCCGAUUUCGCCCCAACCUGCAUCACCUAGAAGUUCCAUCACACUGUUUUGCUCUAUUGUAGAUGCAGAAGAUGUCGCCCACUAGCCUACCAGCGACCCGUGCACGGAAAAGAAUCCCGGUGGCCUGCCGGCUAUGCAAGCAACGGAAGGUCAAAUGUAGCGGCUCCCAUCCUUGUUCGAAUUGUACCGGACGAGGGCGCGAUUGUAUAUUUGACGAGGCGGAGAAGAAGGUGACUAUCUUAGAGAGGAAUCUCCGAGCCUUACAAGACAGGGCUACACAGAAUGCCCCCUCGGCGGAAGGUGACAGCGGCGUGCAAGCAGAGCCGAGUGUUGAGACGUGUUCACAAAACACGACUGACGGACGCCCGCCUUCUACUCUAACGGGACAUGGCAAUGCGGGUUCAGCUCGACGGCCCAGUCCUGCCCAGACUGGAGCCAAAUGCAGUCAUCCCUCAGCUCUAUGGCCCAUUUUCGAGGCAGCGGCCUCUGCUCUUGGCGUUGUGGGAAUGUCGCAUUCGCAACCGCCUCCGGUGUUAGCCAGAGAUAACGCUCACAAGACAGUUUCCGGGAAGGGCCUCGAAGGUUUCACGCCAUAUAUCUUCCCGCAAAAGGAACUCAUGGCUUAUCUGAUUCAGGGGGUGGACUUUCACCUCAAUCAUUUCCUCUGCGUCUUCGAUCCAAAGACGGCUUUGACCCAGCUUGAAUCACUACCUCUAGAGCCUGUAGACAAGAAGCUCACAAGAAUACAGGCUAAGCUUGCCAUACUUGUAGGCUUGGGUAAAUUCUUUCGCGAAAAAGGCGGACUACCGGGAGAAGUGCCUGGGAUGAGCGAAUUCAUGGUGGCCCGAGAUAUUCCCUCAGAUUCAGAGCUGCUUCAAGAUCCAGUGGACGCGGCAGAGACUCUAUGCCUCCUAUCCUGCUACGCCGACGCGACCGGGUUUCAUGAACUCGCCUACAUCUAUAUUGGGCAUGCAACAAGGCUCCUGCAUGUCUCGCAGUUUGGUCACGGCGCAACCCAAAUCAUGGGGGAAACUCCUGAGAGACAGUAUUGGAUCUCUCGCCUCUCUAUAAGUGUCGCAAUAUUGAAUGUGUGGGUCUGUGGGACGCUGAGAAUCCCACCCGACUUCAGCCCCCGGCAUCACUCCUCGAUAAGCUCGCCUUUCAAUGGGGACGAACAGAGACCGAGUAACAGAGCGCUACAAAUUGGAUUGGGGUUAACAGUGAUAAUGAACGAGGCCCUCGAACGCUGUCGCUGCUACCUGGAAAGUGAUCCGACAGGAGGACCUGGUGAAAGAGGGCGCGAAUGGGAGCCAAUACUACCGGACUCGACCACUAUCAUGACCACACUACGAACCAUUGCGCAGCACGGACAGGAAAUCAUGAAUCUCACAGCAAGCCCCAUGAAUACGGGUAUAACAGAAAGAUGCGGCAUUGAAUUGCAUCUGUGGUAUUGCCAUUCGGUUGUCCUUGUCACCUUGCCAAGUAUUAUUCACAUGGCAAGACGCAGCAAUGGACUCCACCGGGUGAUCCCAUCUGAAUAUACAAACCCUGUCGUGUGGAGGGCUUGUGCAAAAUACGCAUUCCUAGGGCUUAAAUUAAUCAUUGAACUACAUAAGCACGGAUUCUCAGAUACGUACUCGGGCAUCAAACUUGAGAUCCUAGCAGCAGCAAUGCUAGCCCUAGUCCUUGUGAGCUUUCCUGAAGCAGAGGAGGACAUACCCAUGUGGGAAAGGGUCCAAGCGAUUCUGGAAGAUGUCGCGGACCGCGGGAGCUUAGAUGCACGCUCUGUCUUAACAGGAGUGCGGACCAUUGCCCGGAAUGCGAUACGAAACAGGUCCUCACGAAGGCAGCAAGCUUGGAUACCGCAGGUAGACUUCGCGGCGUGGGACAGUUUCGACGGAUUCUUGCGACAACCACAUCUACUCCAUAUAUUCGACAUGAGCCAGGAUUCUGGAAUUGUCCGUUUCGCAGGGGAAGAUUACGCUGCGUCCCCCUCGGGCACUGGCCGUUUGCUGAACGACACACCGCUGUCACAGAUCGAUGCACCCUAUCUAGAUGCCUUGGCCUCUGCGGGCGACUUCACCUUUUCCACCGAAGACCUCCAGUGGCUAGACGCUGUUCAAUAAUAAAGUCUGUUUUUGCCUUGAUAAGGAAGUGGUCUUGAAUACGUGUACUCGCUGUGACGCGCUGGGCUGCGACCGCCGGCAGCGGAAGGCGGGAUGCGGAAUGCGAUCCCGAUUCCGGAUCUCGAGUCAUGUGCCUGACUCCAAUCCGUCGGAUACGGAAUACCGAAGUUGUCUCGUAUUUUACCUGGUCCCCUCUUCUCUUCCAC